AUGGACCACAAACUGUUGCGAGAUCUAGUGCUAUUAUCUUUGUUAACCUCUCUCUACAUGCUUUUUGGCGCGGUUGUGUUUCAAACGUUGGAAAAUCGCCUUGGGGAAGACCUUACCACCAAGAACUUGACCGAGUCAUUAGAAAAAGACCUACUUCAAAAGUUCAAUGCAACAAGGCAAGAAUUGGUGAUGAUUUUAGCGCGUGUGAGAGAGAUUGUUGGCAAAGAAAGCAAUGCCCAGAAGACAGAGUGGACUCUUUAUUCAUCGCUUUAUUUUGUUGGGUCAGUUAUAACCACUAUAGGUAAGUUAAAAAGAAAUUUAGUUCAAUAAUCGUCCUGAAGGCUUAGUAUUCGAUGGUCCGUAAACAAAGCAAGACAGAGUUUGAAAGGUCUAGAAAAAUUUAUUUCAGUUUCAUUUUUCUUGCGAUAAAGCACGACCAAAGAAAGUUAAAUCUUCUAGUUCACUGGGGCGUAGCAAGGGGGUUGUCCUGAGGUGCUCAUGAUCCCCCCCACCCCACCCCUUUGUGAUAUAAUUGUUUUAUGUCCCUAUAAUUCUAACCUGAGAUCAGGCCCAAUUUGAGCGGUUCUCAUACAUUCUCUCUAACGGCUACCGCUUUGCCCGCAAGAAUGUAAUUUUCAAAGCGAAACGAAAAUAGAGCCUGAUCUCAGGUUACUAUAAUUCAGAUGGGCAAAACGCAUCCGAAUCUGAAGAAUCAACAUGCCAUAAAUCUUUUCCAGUGCAAGACUGUUGGUUUCUCCAUUUGCAGGACCAAACAUCUGCAGUGGACCACGUUCUUGUUCGUAACUAAAACGAGGCUCCUUCUAAAACAGAGUAGUUUAUGCUGCUUGGAACUUAAUUAAUCUAUGCAGCUAUCCUGUAGGUUUGAACUCCCCCCACAAUCGCUGCUUAUAUGAAAAAAGAAUGUCACUUUUAUUAAAACACGUCCUGGUUCUUGACAUGUCAAUCUGGCAGCUACCCUGGGUGUGACUCAGUGACCCACCCUUUGAAAAAUCCUAGCUACGCCCCUGUUUCAGAAUUUUUACAUUCUUCCCUUUGAUUUUCUGAUUAUUUCUUAUUGAGAUUCCAUUUCAAUUCAAAAUAGCCGGGUGUUAUUCCCUUUUUUAUCUACACCAAAAGGUCUUUCAGUAAUGCUAAAUAUUUUCAGUCAUUAUUAUUUUACAGUUAACUCUAAAUCUAUUUUAAAAGACACUUCAGCUAUAAUUAAAGAAAGCUAGCCACCUCCCUAAAUUAGACAAGAGGAGCUGCCUUCAUGUAUGUUACGCUUUACCUUCACUCUUACUGAGGUCAGUGACACUUCUCUAUAAGACAAGAACUUAAUACCGGUUCUCAGAGAGUGAACUUUCAUUUAAUUUUCUUAAUCUGGUUUUUACAGGUUACGGUCACAUAUCGCCGCGAACUGCAGCUGGACGUUUGUUCUGCAUAUUCUUUGCCAUUAUAGGAAUCCCACUCAACCUUCUUACUCUAAAGGCUCUUGGAGACGGAAUCAAUGAGCUUCUCACCAAACUGAUCACGAAUUUCGAGAGGAAAGUUCUCAAAAGGGAGCCAGCGCACCUUAAGAUAAAAACCAUGAUCUUCUCAGCCCUUCUGAUGGUACUAGAGUUGAUCUUGGGCGGAGUCUUGUACAACUACACAGAAGAUUGGGAUUUCUUGGCUUCUGUGUACUAUUGCUUCGUUGUAUUCAGCACCAUCGGAUUUGGCGAUCUGGUCCCGAAUCAAGGCCGAGCACCUACUGAAGAUUACCUGAUUGGUAUGAUAAUUAUGCGAGCUGUCUUGUUGAUCAUCGGACUGUCAACUCUUUCCAGUGUUUUAACAAGUGUUGUUUGCGCAGCAGAAGAAAUCAACGCGACUAUUCCCAAGUUCUGCUGUAUAAAGAAGAGGGGGAGAGUAAGGUCACUUUGCUUGCGAUCUAAGCAGUCACGAGAUGACAAUCCCACUGACGUACACAGCGAGCCAUCAGGAGCCUCGACAACCUAUCAUCUUGAUACCGAGUUAAUCGGUAUUGAAUAG
Molecule: messenger RNA, 2028 nt
Organism: Porites lobata
Lineage: Eukaryota; Metazoa; Cnidaria; Anthozoa; Scleractinia; Poritidae
Source: the annotation of a GenBank genome assembly